Molecule: messenger RNA, 1191 nt
Organism: Dictyostelium discoideum AX4
Lineage: Eukaryota; Evosea; Eumycetozoa; Dictyosteliales; Dictyosteliaceae
Product: COBW domain-containing protein
Exons: 2
Coding region: 1-1191 (396 amino acids)
Source: RefSeq, a predicted model, not a curated record
AUGACAGAAGUUACAAAUUCAAAUAUAAAUAAAAAAGUACCAGUAACAUUAAUUACAGGAUUUUUAGGUUCUGGAAAGACAACAUUUUUAAAUUAUAUUUUAAAUGAAAAUCAUGGUAAAAAAAUAGCAGUAAUUCAAAAUGAGUAUGGACAAUCGAUUGGUAUUGAAACAGCAAUGAUUGUGGAUUCCAAUGGUGAAAAGAUUCAAGAAUGGUUAGAAUUUCCAAAUGGUUGUAUUUGUUGUACUGUAAAGGAUGAUUUCUUACAAUCAAUAGAAGAUCUCCUAAAAAGAUCAGAUAAAUUUGAUUAUAUAUUAAUUGAAUCUACAGGUAUGGGUGAUCCUGGUCAAAUUUCAGCAUCACUUUGGGUAGAUGAAGAAUUAGAGUCUCCAAUUUAUUUCGAUAGUAUUAUAACAUUAGUUGAUUCAAAACAUAUUGAAAAACAUAUUGAAAAAUCAAAAUUAAAUAGUAAUGCCAACAACAAUAAUAAUAAAAAAGUGGAUGAUGAAGAUAUUGAAAUUCAUGGUACAGAUAUUAAAUAUUAUUCAACAGAAGUUGAAAGACAAAUUGCAUUUGCUGAUAUUAUUUUAUUAAAUAAGAUUGAUUUAUUGGAUCAAUCAAAUUUAAAUAAUGAAAUUAAAACCAUUACAGAAAGGAUUAAAUCAAUUAAUCCAAUAGCAAAGAUUAUUACAACUGAAAGAUCAGUUGUUCCAUUAGAUAAAGUUUUAGAUGUUAAAGCUUAUAAUCCAAAUAUCGAAUUAUUAAAAGAGUAUUUAGAUCAAUUUCAAAAAGGUCAAAAUAGUAAUAAUCAACAUCAACAUCAACAUAAUAAUAAUGAAGAAUCAUCAUCUUGUAAAGAAUGUUCAUUAACAAAUACUAGUAAUCAUAGUAAAUUUAUAAAUACAGUUUGUAUAACAGAAGAUGGUGAUAUAGAUUUAACAGAAUUCAAUAGAUGGAUUGGUAAUUUAUUAUGGGAAGAAAAGAAAGAUUGUAUAUUUAGAUGUAAAGGUUUAAUCUCUGUUAAAGGUCAAGAUGAAAAAUAUAUAUUACAAGGUGUUUAUGCAACUUUUGAAGUUUUACCCUCUGGUUUACUUUGGUCUAAAGAUGAAAAAAGACAUAAUAAAAUCGUUUUAAUUGGUGAAUCAUUAAAUCAAAAUGAAUUAGAACAAUCUUUUAAAAACAAAUUAUUAUAA